AUGUUCAUCACUCUCUACUUCAUAGUCACCCGCCUCCCUGACUCUCUUCGCUCUGUCAGGGACCACUUUCUCUCCCUUGACCCCACCUCCCUCACUGUUAACCUACUCGAGGAGCACCUCCUUGCAGCUGAGACUAGUGCAGUUGCUGUAGGUGCUGCUCGUGGCACUCCGCGCACGCCCUUGUUUGAGGGGUGCUCCCCCUCCCCCCUUGCCCCCUCCUACGCCUCUGCUGCUGCUGUAGACGUCCCUGGCACUGAGGAUGUCGGGGCUGCUUCUGCUAGUGGGAAGCGCCGCAGCAGCAAGGGCAAGGGUGGCAGGGGUGGUGGUGGUGGCAGCAGGGGUGGAGGUGGGGGCAGCAGUGGAAGUAGUGGAGGAAGUGGAGGUGGUGGCAGCGGUGGGAGUGGUGGCGGGAGUAGGGUCUCUGCUGGCGGCGGUGGAGGCAGUGGUGGGAGUGGGGGUUGUGGCAGCGGCGGGACUGGUAGCGGUAGGACUGGAGCUCAGCGUGGAGGUAUAGCGGCUGCUGCUCUAGGUGCUAGUGAGUCUGCUCUCCCUGGUACUGCGCUUGCUCAAGCCUUGCACACCUUCACGCUGGACUCAGGUCAGGUAGCACCCCCUUGUUCGUGUCGCCCCCUGUCGCACGAGACUCUUCUCUGGCACCACCGCCUUGGUCACCCCUCCCUGCCACGCCUUCGUGGCAUGCACUCCCGCCUCCUUGUCUCUGGUCUCCCCAGGUCUCUGCCUCCCCUCCCGCCCUCGCCUGGCCCGCCCUGCCUUCCUUGCGUCGAGGGGCGGCAGCGCGCCGCUCCUCACUCCUCGUUUCCCCCGAUGACUGCUCCCCUGCUGACUCUCCACAUGGACGUGUGGGGCCCAGCCCGCGUGAGUGGACAGGGCUGCGAGCGCUACUUUCUGCUGGUUGUUAACGACAACACGCGUUUCACCACGGUCUUCCCCUUGCACACCAAGGGUGAAGUCCCUGAUGUUUUGAUCCCUUGGAUCCGCGCGGUCUGUCUCCAGCUGGGCGAGCGUUUCGGCCAGGACCUUCCUGUCCUGCGCCUGCACUCUGACAAUGGUGGUGAGUUCUCCGACCUCUUGAGGGACUUUUGUCAUGGGGAAGGCAUCACCCGGUCGUUCACGCUUCCGGCCUCUCCGCAGCAGAAUGGGAUUGCUGAGCAUCGCAUUGGCUUUGGCAUGGAGGUCGCUUGUACCUCCAUGAUCCAUGCGGCUGCCCCCCAUUUUCUGUGGCCGUUUGCGGUCCGUUGCGCAGCGCAUCAGCUCAACCUCUGGCCCCGUGUCUCCUUGCCGGAGACCUCGCCUACACUGCGUUGGACGGGGAAGGUUGGUGAUACGUCGGUGUUCCGGGUCUGGGGCUCUCGUGCCUUUGUUCGUGAUACGUCCGCGGACAAGCUCUCCGCUCCCGCUAUUCCCUGCGUCUUCCUUGGCUUUCCCCCUGACGCGCCUGGUUGGAAAUUUUACCACCCCACCUCGCGCCGUGUCCUCUACUCUAAGGACGUCACGUUUGACGAGUCGGUUCCCUUUUACCGUCUCUUCCCCUACUGCUCUGCCCCUCCCCUGCCCCCGCCGCUCUUCCAUGCUCCUGGUCCUCCUCCAAUAGGCCCCCUCCCGCCCUAG
Closterium sp. Naga37s-1 is the source of this 1629-nucleotide messenger RNA. NCBI's taxonomy places the organism in Eukaryota, Viridiplantae, Streptophyta, Zygnematophyceae, Desmidiales, Closteriaceae. The record is from the annotation of a GenBank genome assembly.